Darwinula stevensoni is the source of this 1236-nucleotide messenger RNA. The record is from the annotation of a GenBank genome assembly. Lineage: Eukaryota; Metazoa; Arthropoda; Ostracoda; Podocopida; Darwinulidae.
AUGACGCUUUUUUUCUACUCGAGUGAAGUAUAUGAAUCAUCUCUGAAUUUAUUGAUAGUGUCUAAAAUAUCAUCUGAAGCCCGUAUAGUAGUUGGUAACACCGGGAUGAUGUUCCUUGAUGUUGCGGUGGGAGCAGUGAAGGCGGACCUAGGAAGCAGCGCCAGCGGUGGCAGUGUGGAAGGAGCGAGCUGCAGCAGUAGCGCCGGGGCGGUGAGCAGCCCCAGCAGAGACAGCGAGAGCAGCGGGAGCGAGGACGGGCCGCACUCCAUCCCCCCUUACCCGCGACAGCAUCCUGGACCGGCGGCGAGUCUCAGCAGCAGCAGCAGCAGCGAGUCGACCGGCGGGCUCCAGGCGCUCAGGACCGCUCUGUCCAAGUUCCGCGUUCCCAACCCCAUCGCCAUACAUUCCAAGACCGGUUCCAGUGCGACCAAACACUUGGAUCGACAGCAGCAGCUGAAGGAACUCGGUCAUUCCCAGCCGGAAUCCUUAGCCGUUCGCUACACCAGCUUCCCCGGUUGUGGCGGAAGGAAAAGUCGCUCCGAGGGAGGAAGCGCUCGACGUCGACGCGUGCACAGCCCGGCGCCGAGCCUCCGUUUCAGCACAGGGCGACCGCGGAAGCCCGGCGUCCCCCUGCAGGCCUCGCGGUCCCCGCACCCUCACUCCGACCCGGACUCGACCGGGAGGGACUGCGACUGCGGCGGUCGGGGUCGGUCGAGCCUCGCCAAGUCCCAUUCCCUCGGCUCGGCCGAGAACGUCGACGCGAGUGUCGCCGGCGGGAAGCGUCCCCGCUCCAAAUCCGCCGAACGCUUCCAGGCGCUCCGCAUCAACAACAAUAACGACAGGAAGAACCGCAACAACAGCGAACGUCGACAUCACCGCUCUCGUUCCCUGGAGAAACAUUCGGGUCACAGGUUAGAAGGGACGUUGCUCCGCCUUGAACUGGGGACCCGGACAGUGUACAGGAACUACGAGAAAAGAAUCUUGGUGGAGGGGAAAGAGGAAGGAGAUUUUCAUUUGGACGGAGAGGCAGUGGUGACCCAUAUAGUGAUGCCGCGCACACCGACGGACUCCGGCGGUCCCUUCAUCAAUAAACCCGCUCUCGGCUGGCUUCAUCCCGACACGAAGAUCGCCAACGAGGGCAUCACCUACGGCGUCCGGAGCGCUGAACGGGUCGGACUUUUGGGACGAGACCCGAUCGGCCCCGCGCCAUCUUCAGGCGCUGGCCAGACCGCGUGA